GGGUACUCAAAGACCCUCUUUAGGGACAUUGGUAGUCACUCUGUGCAAGUCGAUCCUCAACUCUCUAGUAGCCUCCCAGUUCCCACAAACCCUGUCCCAAAAUGGCUUCCUCAAGCACCCAAAAACCCUCUUCUUCUUCAGCUCCAACCGGAGAAUUCAACUUCGAUGUCUUCUUGAGUUUUAGAGGGAAAGAUACCCGGAACAAGUUUACGGAUCGUCUAUUCGAAAAAUUGAAUGGGAUGGGCAUUAACACUUUCAGAGAUGAUAAACUUCAAAGAGGAGAGGAGAUCGCACAAGAACUUUUGGGAUCUAUCGAAGGAUCAAGAUUUUCUAUAAUUGUUUUCUCAAAAAACUAUGCUGAUUCCAAAUGGUGUUUGGAUGAGCUGGCAAAGAUCAUGGAGUGCAGGAAAAAAAUGGAUCAAAUAGUCUUGCCAGUUUUCUACCAUGUGGAUCCUUCUGAUGUGCGGAAACAAAAAGGCAGUUUUGGAGAAGCAUUUGCGAAUCAUGAAAUAAAUGUAGACGAGGAGAAGGUGAAAAGGUGGAAGGCUGCCAUGACUGAAGCAGGCUCUCUAAGUGGUUGGCAUGUGAUCAAGGAUAAAGAGUACGAGUCAAAGCCUAUUGAGGAAAUUAUUAACCACAUCCUCAAAAGAUUGAAUCCUAAGUUUUUGCCUAUUAAGGAGCACAUGGUUGGAAUGGAUGUUCACUUGGAAGAACUAAAAUCAUUGUUAAAAAUGCAGUUGGAUGAUGUUCGCAUGGUUGGGAUCUAUGGAAUUGGUGGAAUUGGCAAAACUACUAUUGCCAAGAUGGUUUAUAAUGACAUCCUAUGUCAAUUCAAUGGUGCUAGCUUUCUUGAAGGUGUCAAAAAUAGAUCCAAAUGUUACAGUGAUCAACUUCAAUUACUGCAAGAACUUCUUCAUGGCAUUAUGGAGGGUGGACAUUUAAAAUUAGAAAGUAUUAAUGAUGGAAUGAAUAUGAUCAAGGGCAGACUUGGCUCAAAAAAGGUUCUUGUUGUUUUUGAUGAUGUCGAUGAUUUGGACGAAGUACAAAGAUUGGUUAGAAGCUAUGAAUGGUUUGGUCCAGGAAGUAGAAUCAUCAUAACGACCAGAGACAAACAUUUGCUAGAUGAGUAUGGGGUGGAUGCAUAUGAGGCUAAGGUGUUACAGGAUAAAGAAGCUAUUGAACUCUUUAGUUGGCAUGCCUUCAAAGUACAAAACAUACGUGAAGAUUAUGUAGAGAUGUCAAACUGUAUGAUAAAAUAUGCGCAAGGCCUUCCUUUAGCCCUUGAAGUUUUGGGCUCUUCUCUUUAUAACAAGACAAAAGAUGAAUGGAAAAGUGCAAUAAAGAAAUUGAAAGAUAAUCCUAACAGGAAAAUUAAUGAUGUGCUUAAAAUAAGCCUUGAUGGGCUUGAUGAUUCUCUAAGGGAGGUUUUCCUUGAUAUCGCAUGCUUUUUCGAGGGAAAAGCUAAAGAUUUUAUAUUGAGAAUAUUAGAUGAUUGUGCAGAAUAUGACAUAGGAGUUCUUCGUGAUAGAUGCCUAAUAACUAUUUCCUACAAGAGGGUACAAAUGCAUGACUUGAUACAACAAAUGGGUUGGGCAAUUGUUCGUGAAAAACAUCCUAAAGACCCAAGCAAAUGGAGCAGAUUGUGGAAUCCAGAUGAUAUUCAUAAAGCAUUAUCUGCACAAGAGGGAAUGGAACAAGUUGAAGCCAUAUCAUAUGACUUGUCUCGAUCAAAAGAAAUGCAGGUGAAUAAACAGGUUUUUGAAAGUAUGAAGAAACUAAGAUUUCUUGAACUCCAUUGUGGGGGUUAUCAUGGUUCUAUGACGAAGACAUAUAAAGUGUUCCUUCCCAAAGACUUCAAGUUUCCUUCUCAAGAGUUAAGAUAUCUUUAUUGGGAAGGAUACCCUUUGCAAACCUUGCCAUCAAAUUUUAAUGGGGAGAAUCUUGUUGAGCUCCACAUGAGAAAUAGCACCAUAAAACAACUUUGGAAAGGGCCUAAGGUUCUUGGAAAGUUAAAGAUCAUUGACUUAAGUGGCUCAAGAUUGCUCACCAAAAUGCCAGAAUUAUCAAGCAUGCCGAAUCUUGAGAAGCUUAACCUCACCUUUUGUGAAAGGUUGAAGAAAUUUCCUGGGAUCCGUAGAAAUAUGGGACGUUUGAAGAGUCUUCAUUUAAGAAGGAGUGGAAUUCAGGAAAUACCAAGCAGUAUUGAGUACUUGCCAGCUCUUGAAGUUCUUUUACUUGAUGGUUGCAGAAAUUUUGACAAAUUUCAGGAUAAUUUUGGGAAUUUGAGACAUCUAAGGUUCAUCCAUGCAAAGAAGGCUGAUAUUAAAGAACUUCCAGAGAUCCAUGUUAUGAAACGUUUAAAGCAUCUUAGUUUAAGUGGGACUGGCAUCAAGGAACUUCCAAACGCAUUUGGGUGCUUGGAGGCUCUCAAAUUUCUUGACCUAAGUUAUUCAAAUUUUGAGGAGUUUCCUGAGAUCCAAAAUAUGGGAAGUCUAAGGGAGCUUUUUCUAAACGAGACUGCUAUUAAAGAAUUACCAUGCUCAAUAGGUCAUCUCACCGAGCUUCGUCACUUAAACCUAGAAAAUUGCAAAAAUUUGAGGAGUCUUCCUAAUAGCAUUUGUGGGUUGAAAUCACUUGCAUUCCUCGAUCUCAAUGGCUGUUCAAAUCUGGUGGCUUUUCCAGAAAUCAAGGAGGAUAUGGAAUACUUAAAAGAACUUCUUUUAAGUAAAACGCCUAUAACAGAGCUGCCACCAUCAAUUGAACAUCUAAAAGGUCUUCAACAAUUGAAAUUGAAGAAUUGUGAGAAGCUUGUGACUCUUCCAAAUAGCAUUGGUAAUUUGACACAUCUUCAUAGUCUUUGUGUUCGUAACUGUUCGAAGCUCCACAAUUUGCCCGACAAUUUGAGAAGCUUGCAAUGUUGCUUAGAAACACUGGAUCUGGCCGGUUGCAAUCUGAUGGAAGGAGCAAUUCCUAGUGAUUUAUGGUGCCUAUCCUCACUGACAUUUUUAGAUGUGAGCGAAAGCCCUAUUCCUUGCAUACCUACUAACAUAAUCCAACUCUCUAACCUGAGAACGCUUAGGAUGAAUCACUGCCAGAUGCUUGAAGAAAUUCCAGAGCUUCCAUCAAGGCUAGAAUUCUUAGAAGCACGAGGUUGUCCACAUCUGGGAACUUUAUCAACUCCUUCGAGCCCACUCUGGUCUUCUCUCCUCAACCUCUUCAAAUCACGUACUCAGAGUUGUGAAUACGAAAUAGACUCAAACUCCUUAUGGUACUUCCAUGUACCUAAAGUUGUUAUUCCAGGAAGUGGUGGAAUACCAGGGUGGAUAAGUCAUCGGAGUAUGGGACGCCAAGCAAUAAUAGAGCUCCCAAAGAAUCGGUAUGAAGAUAACAAUUUCUUGGGAUUUGCUGUUUUCUUCCAUCAUGUUCCACUUGCUGAUUUUCGCUGGCAUAGCCGUUUUCUACAAUUUGAAUUGAGGAUAUCCCAUGAUGAUCAAUCUGAACGAGUAAUUAAAAUAAUGAGUUAUUUCCAGCUUCAAACAUGCCGGAGUUAUUUCUUUUUUAAGGGUACAUGCUACGACAAUGUUAGCACAUCGGAUCCACCAUUGUGCGUGACCUAUCUCCCUAAGUUUGCCAUUCCAAGUGAGCAUCGAUACGCUAAGCGUAGAAAACGUAUCGAUGUCAAUGAAGUGAAAAUUUGUGGGAUACAUCUUAUAUACUCCAAAAAUAAUCACCAACAGAAUCAGAGCCAUGGGCCUGAAGCCAUGAAGAUCCACAUCAGAAAAGAUCAAGACAUCUCCUGUGAUUUCCAAGCUUCUCCCUACGGGUUCUAUCUGACGACACGGAAAUAUGUUGUUCUUCAAGAAAUCCGCAAGGAGGGGCCUAGUGGAAGCGGGUGCUCUAAUACAGAUGGCUCAGAAUCAGAGAACUCUAUUUACUAUUCUGCUGACGAAGGGGACCCCACUGUUGACUGCUGACUGCUGAGGAGGAACCGGCCACACAAAUGCUUGAUACGCACCCAAAUCUUCUCAUAUCAACUCUUGACCCCUCUUAAACCAAGGGAUAUUCGUUGGCCACCCGGGAAUAGCUGGGAUUUUUUUAUUUGGAGGAAUGGGGGACGGCUUCCAGGUGAGUUGCAUGCUAGGACGUGUGGCAAGGACUACCAACUUGCAAUGGUGGUGGUUGAGGGUGGUGACAUCUUCGUUGAAGGGUGAGUAAUGGAGCUGGUAGAAGCUUAGAGGAGAAGGAAGAAAUAGAGCAAGAUGAGGGGGCUUGUGGGUCGGCGGAUUCUGGAAGAGAAGAUUUCAAGAGCAGAACAAAAGAAGAGAGCUAGAAGCUCGGAUGAUCAAGUUGGAAAUGAGCUUUUCCAAGUAUGAAUGUUAUGGAUUUUUUUACUUAUUCGGAUUCUUAUUGUUCUUCUAUAUUUCAUGUUGAUCUCUAAAUGUCAUUGACCUAUUUGGGUGUGGAUGACUAAGGCCACAUGCAUGUUUUGAUGAUCUUAGACUAUUUUGUGGUUUUGAUACUGUUUUAUUCUUCUUUCAUAUCCUUUGAUUUCAUGUGAAGCUUAUCCUAUAUAUUGCUCUGUUCUAGAUUUUAUUGAGAUUCUUCUUUUAGCAUU
Vitis riparia (riverbank grape) is the source of this 4615-nucleotide messenger RNA. RefSeq names its product disease resistance protein RPV1-like. The transcript is spliced from 7 exons. Gene Ontology annotation, biological process: signal transduction; defense response. Gene Ontology annotation, molecular function: ADP binding; protein binding. The record is from RefSeq and is a predicted model, not a curated record. The coding region runs from base 102 to 3974 and encodes 1290 amino acids. NCBI's taxonomy places the organism in Eukaryota, Viridiplantae, Streptophyta, Magnoliopsida, Vitales, Vitaceae.